UAUCUGUGACUGUGAGUAGGAUAAUCAAAAUAUUUAUAGACAAGCGUGUAUCCAUGAAAAAGAGUGAUAAGAACAUCAGUGGAGGUGAUGGUCUACAAUCCAACUUGCAUGCUUCAAAGGUUUUGGUUUCGUCUUCAUCUCCUAUGGCUAACGUUUGUUGCUCCAUUGAAAUGGAGCCUAGAACCUUGAGAGAAGGCCAGCUAACCCAUGCUAGGGAGGUGGCUGCAGAUGUAGUGCAAAAGAUGGAACCCAAAGAAGCCUCCAAUGUAUUCAUUGAGGGAUUGAGGUCAAUUCCAAAAAUGAAAGUAGAAGAAAUGGAGGAAAAUGAACAUCAACAGAAGCACAAACUUCUUGUUGUUGAUUGCAAUGAAAAGGCUGAACCUGAAAUGAUUGAAAGUCCUUGCCAAUGCUCACUCGAUAGGAGCAACAUAGAAAUGGAAUCCCCAGAACAAACAAUUAAGGAGCCUCUUUCAGCCCCAUUUUGAUUUCCAUUUGAUUAUGCUUUUGGAUGGAUGCACGUUUAUUAUUCACUAGAUGACUUGGUUUAGUUUAUGUGAAGAAGCUUGCAAUUUGUAAUAUUUAUACUUCUUAUUAGGUUUGGUUUGCCAUAUGUUUCUUCAAGAAAAAUCAAUAUGAAUUUCAUCAAGUUAUGGGA
This is a messenger RNA of Hevea brasiliensis (rubber tree), 655 nucleotides long. RefSeq lists its product as uncharacterized. The coding region runs from base 54 to 485 and encodes 143 amino acids. Lineage: Eukaryota; Viridiplantae; Streptophyta; Magnoliopsida; Malpighiales; Euphorbiaceae. The transcript is spliced from 3 exons. The record is from RefSeq and is a predicted model, not a curated record.